UUGUGUUUUCGACAUUGUCCGGGUGCAGCGAGGACGCGUGUGAUUGGUUGAGCGCAUCUGUCAAUUAAUCUUAUUGGUCAUUAGAGCGUUCAUCGUUGACGUUGAUAUCCGGCAUUCCGCAAGAAAAUCAGAAGAAAGCCAGUUUAGGGGACGCGCUGGUGUGAGGUGAGAUCACCCUUACCGAGCGGAUUAGAUUAGAAAUACUGGUCCAUUUAAUAACGUCACGCCUGUAUUAACACCGUCAGUCUUUGACCAUGAAACACUGACCACAUGUUGUCAAGAUCGCACGGACCAGAGGCAGCUUUUGAGGGACUCUUGAUCUGGCUAAGUGGACUGAGUGAUCGCUUAAAGGGAAUCUCCUAUUCGACUCAUCUGAUACAGUGACUUCACCAGAUCUAAGCGUUCCUGCCUUCACCAACGCUUCCAGCAUCAGGACCUUCUAGUACAGGAUGAAUCACCUAUCUUUGAGUGAGUUAUGUUGCCUAUUCUGCUGUCCGCCGUGCCCGAGCAGAAUAGCUUCCAAGCUGGCCUUCCUUCCACCGGAGCCCACUUACACCCUGAUGUGUGAUGAGAGCGGCAGCCGCUGGACCCUCCAUCUUUCUGAGCGUGCGGAUUGGCAGUAUUCUGUCCGGGAGAAGGACACCAUUGAGUGCUUCAUGACCCGGACAUCUAGAGGGAACCGAAUCGCUUGUAUGUUUGUGCGAUGUUCUCCCAACGCUCGCUACACCUUAUUGUUUUCCCAUGGUAAUGCUGUAGACUUGGGCCAGAUGAGUAGCUUCUACAUCGGCCUGGGGUCCCGCAUCAACUGUAACGUGUUCUCCUACGACUACUCGGGUUACGGGGCAAGCUCAGGGAAGCCUUCGGAGAAGAAUUUGUAUGCUGAUGUGGACGCUGCCUGGCAUGCACUACGAACAAGGUAUGGAAUCAGGCCAGAGAACGUGAUAAUUUAUGGCCAGAGCAUCGGUACGGUCCCUUCAGUAGAUCUGGCCUCUCGGUAUGAGAGCGCUGCCGUCAUCCUUCACUCCCCUCUGACCUCAGGCAUGCGGGUGGCUUUUCCUGAUACCAAGAAGACGUACUGCUUCGAUGCAUUCCCCAACAUUGAUAAAAUCUCUAAAGUCACUUCUCCGGUGCUGGUGAUCCAUGGUACGGAGGAUGAGGUGAUUGAUUUCUCCCAUGGGCUGGCCCUGUACGAACGUUGCCAGCGGCCCGUGGAGCCGCUGUGGGUGGAGGGUGCGGGACACAACGAUGUAGAACUGUAUGGACAGUACCUGGAGCGCUUGAAACAGUUUGUGGCUCACGAAAUUGUAAAUUUAUAGAUGGACCUCAAGAUCAGGACUCGCCUUACUUGAUGAACAUACCCCUGGUGCCCAGCAGGCGACUGUGAACUUGACAGCAAUUAUUCUAAUUAAGUUGCACUUCUCCAUGCUAUAGAGAAAAUAGGAGAUGUGUCUUUACUGCCUUUCUUAGGGGUGUGUUUGUGUAACUACUUCUACAGACGUGGGCGGAGGACUCGGAUGUUUCGGUGACCCGACUGUGUGUCUUGAUAGUAUGUACUAAAGUAUCAAACCCAUUCCAUUUAUGUCCAGUUUUUGUUUUGCUGUAUGCAUGUGAUCAUAUACACAAUGGAGUACUGUACAAAUGCAACAUUCUAAUACAAAUAAUUGCCAUACAGGUGAUGCCAAAUAAUAUAUUAAACUUUAAUACAUUACUUUGUAUGUACAUGUUUCUCAAAACAUGCCUGCUUAAGCACAAUGUGUGCAAUCUGUAUGACAUUUUGGUAUGUUUCUUUUUCUCCAUGUCCUCACACUUGUCUGUUUUGCUCUUAAGUGUAUUCUUUAAAACAAUGCUGGACAAUAGGACAGUGAUAUCGGUUUUAACUUUCAAAUAAACAAAUACGCUUUUCAAAAUAAAGAAACACUUUAUAAUUUUGGCUUACAAUAGCUGAAAGUAUACACACACCUGCUCAAACAGAGCAAUGGCGAUAUUAGUAACAGUCCAUUUGUUAUCUGCUUGUUGCACUUUUUUUUAAUGGAAAUCCAUCAGACCUCUUGAUUACACAUAUACUGAACUUAACACUUGUUUCUGUUCAGAGUCAUUGCUUUGCCAUUUAGUCAAAUAUAAUUUAUACCAUCUUGUGUCUCAGAUGAAAUGCACACAACUUUUGUUGUUGUCUUGCGCCAUGAUAAGGCUGUUACUUUAGACACUGCUGCUGAAUUCAGGCAGUGACAUUUAGUUUCUCUUUAGAGAACCACUGGACACGGUGAGGAGAGUUUGGAAGGAUGUGAUUUAAUGUCUGUAUAUGGAAAAUUAAUGAUGCUCUAAAGUAGAUCUUGGUACUUCUCAAAUGUAAAAGAAAACUUUCACCCUGUUCCACACUUUGUAAAUAACCUUAGUUUGAAUGGGUUUUUUAUUUCCUGUACUAUGAAACUGGUGAUAAUGUUGUUAUUACCACUGUAAAGUGAUUUAUUAUUAUAUUAUGUAUGGCACAGAAUAGAUUUUAACUGGUCAGACUGAAGCACAAACUGACGUGCUUCAGUUUUUCCAGAUGUGUUGUUUUUCUGUUUUUCUAAACACCCAUUGUAAAAGAAAAUUGCUAUACUGUAUGUAAUUAUGAUCUUAGAUAUAAUACAAAAUUGGAAAUAAAGAUGUAUUUC
Molecule: messenger RNA, 2654 nt
Organism: Sinocyclocheilus grahami
Lineage: Eukaryota; Metazoa; Chordata; Actinopteri; Cypriniformes; Cyprinidae
Product: protein ABHD17B
Exons: 4
Coding region: 450-1316 (288 amino acids)
Biological process (GO): protein depalmitoylation; regulation of postsynapse organization
Cellular component (GO): plasma membrane; endosome membrane
Molecular function (GO): palmitoyl-(protein) hydrolase activity
Source: RefSeq, a predicted model, not a curated record